CGGUCGAGUGUGCGUGCAGUGGAAAGGUAAGAUGGCGACGGACGGAGAUGUGGUGAUCCCCGAUCAAGAAAAAGUGCGAAUAGUUUCGGAUUUUAUACUACACUCACCCCCGGGUGAGUUUAACGAAGUUUUUAACGAUGUGAGGGUUCUACUGAACAACGACAACCUCUUGAAAGAAGGCGCGUCCGGGGCAUUUGCUCAAUACAACAAGGACCAGCUUACGCCUGUUAAGGUUGAGGGAACCGAAUUUCCUGUCCUCAUUACUGAGCACAAUGACUUGGGCGGUCAAAGGUUUUAUGACGCUCGAAGCAAGCAGAGUUUCAAAUAUGACCAUCUGAGAAAGGAAGCUCAGGACUAUGAGCCAUACGAACCAGACGCGGCAGCCGAACCCUGGAGAUCUGCACUUCAAGAAGAAUUAGCCACGUACACUCAAAAUCAUUAUAGGCACGGUACUUCUUCUGUAUUUGGAAAAAGUCAAGGAGGUAACGUAACGCUAACUGCCUGCAUAGAAGAUCAUCAAUUUCAACCAAAAAACUUUUGGAACGGACGUUGGCGUUCAGUAUGGUCGGUGAAUUUUAAUACCAGUUCUGGUAACGCAGAACUGAGGGGUAGCCUAAAAGUUCAAGUUCACUAUUAUGAGGAUGGAAAUGUGCAGUUGGUGAGCAGCAAAGAAGUGAAAGAGAGCCUACCAAUAACAACAGAGAAACAGACGGCAAAGGAAUUAAUCCAAUUGCUAGAGGAAGCUGAAAACGAUUAUCAAACAGCUAUUUCGGAAAAUUAUCAAACCAUGUCAGAUACAACGUUUAAAGCUCUACGGAGGCAACUUCCUGUUAUGCGAACGAAAAUUGACUGGAGCAACUUCAUGUCGUACAGUAUUGGCAAACAGCUUAAGAGCCAAUAAAGACAGAUUAUUUAUAUCUCUUAUUAAGAAAAUUAAUUAAAAAGCGCAUACUGCUGCAUUGGAGAAAGUCUGGAGGUGUGAUGUGUAUGGAUAUAAAGAUAAAGGUGUGCUAAAAAAAAAGCAAAACGUAAUAAGAAAUAAUAAACAUUUGACAGAAGCUCAUACACAUGCCCUAGUACUACGCUAGUUAUUUCUUAGACCGGGCCAUAUUCAAAGACAAGGUGUUAGAACGAAUGUGCAAAUAAUGUAUUAUUAUACAGUAUAAAAAGAAUAAAUUUAACUCUAAAAAAAAGUAAUAAUAAUUACGUCUGUGGAUACGGCCCGCUAUUUUUAUCAAACUUUAUAUUACACGAAGUAUAAAUAAAUAUCUACAAUUUUGUUAAGACACAUUGUUUUAUAAUUAUUACAUCUAUUAUAGCUAAUAUGUUGCUAGGAUCAAUUGAAGUGGAAUAAAAUAAAAUUUAAUACACAUAAACCUGAUUGGUGUAUCGGUUACUUUAUAGUUACACAGAAUUGAUUGUUGUGCCAAGUGAAAUAUUGGCAAAUAUUUUGGUGCUAUCGCUUAGCACACAUUACACAGCCAGACACAAACACGCGGAAACGAAAACUAAGAAAAUACAUAAUGCAUACAUUGUACAUUGUAGAACGUAGUCUAUAGCCUGCUGGAGCCUUAAUCUGUUCACAUUUUUGGUUGAGACGGUAUUGUGUACAUAAGUUAUUGAAUUCGGGUCGAUGAAUGUGGUGAAAAUGACGAAAAAAAUAAAUAAAGAAAAACGAAUGCAGAGAAAAAAAUAUCCCGAUAUUCGCCACUGCCCCUCAAAACACAGAUAAUAGUUGCCUACAUUGAAUCAAUAUUGAAUUUAGGAUAAUAUUUACAAUCGAGUGUAUCGUUAAAUAAGUGAAGCAUGUCCGGAUGUAAAGAAGAAAAAAGAAACAAAAAUAUAAUAAAAUGAAAUCAACACACAAGAAAUACAGUUAUAUCAAUUAAAUUAUGUAUUAGUAAAUGUUACUAUUGAGUAAAUAAAGUAAUGUGACACUUUGGAACUUUGGCUCUGUACUUAUGUAUAUUACGCAUGCAUAUAAAGCUAUACGAUUAUAUGACUCACUAUCCCAAGAUGUAUUGCUAUUUUGCUUUAUAUUGUAUGAAUUAUUUUAUUACACUAUGAUUGAUAAAUAAGUUUAAUAUUUAUAAAUGUUAUACUAAGGUCUUUGCAUUUGUAAUCACCGAAAACAAUCAUUGUUUCUGGGAUUUUAUUUUCUAAUAAAACUCAUGCAAUCUUA
Neodiprion virginianus is the source of this 2182-nucleotide messenger RNA. RefSeq names its product F-actin-capping protein subunit alpha (gene cpa). The coding region runs from base 32 to 901 and encodes 289 amino acids. Gene Ontology annotation, biological process: actin cytoskeleton organization; barbed-end actin filament capping. Gene Ontology annotation, cellular component: F-actin capping protein complex; actin cortical patch. The record is from RefSeq and is a predicted model, not a curated record. The transcript has 3 exons. Gene Ontology annotation, molecular function: actin filament binding. NCBI's taxonomy places the organism in Eukaryota, Metazoa, Arthropoda, Insecta, Hymenoptera, Diprionidae.